GGCCGCCGGAGUUCGGGAGCGAGCGCUCCACGCGACACUGCGCACGCGCUGCGGGAGGCUGCGGUCCUCCCCAGCCACCCCUAGAUCUUGCUUCCAAGACACACCCACUCCUAAGAGGGGUGACGUCAGAUCAGAGCCCCCGCAACGUGCCGGGACGACCCCAUAUCCCAGCUCUCUAGCCUCGUCGGCUUCCAUCCGCCCGACCCCAACGGCGGCUUCUUUAGCGGGCCCGUCGGCCGCCACUCGCUGCGCUCCGCGCUGCCUCUGCUCUCUGCUCGCUAUGCCUACGCCACGGGGUGAUGUGACCGCCUUAUUUCUGGGGCCCCCGGGCUCAGGAAAGUCGGCGUUGAUCUCAGCGCUGUGCAACGGUGAUGUGGAGACGGUUGAGAUCCCCGAGGGACGGCCGGAGUCGGGGAUCCCCAGCUUGCGAGCUGAGGGCCCAGGUCUCUUCUUGGGAGAGCUGAGCUGCCCACCCGCAGCGCCGGGGCCUUGGGCAGCCGAGGCCAACGUGCUGGUCCUGGUGCUGCCAGACCCCGAGGGGAACGCAGAACCCCUAGCCCCGGCGUUGGGAGAGGCAGCGCGGGCAGCCCUGGCUCGUGGGACCCCACUGCUAGCUGUGCGGAAUCUCCGUCCGGGGGAUUCACAGAAUGAAGCCCAGGCCCGGGACCAGACAGCAGCCCUUCUGGACAGCGCGGGGCUGGGAUCCGCGGCUCUCUUCGUGUUGCAGGCGGACUGCAGCAGCAGCAGUGACGGCUGCCAGGAGCUGGAGCGCCUGCGGGCUGCGCUGCGGAACCGGGCGGAGCCGCUGCAGCGACUUCUGCCACCAGCCCAGGAUGGCUUUGAGGUGCUAGGCGCUGCCGAGCUGGAGGCAGUCCGUGAGGCCUUCGAGACUGGUGGCCUGGAGGCUGCUCUGUCUUGGGUUCGUGCCAGCUUGGAGCGACUGGGCAGCGCACGGCUGGACCUGGCUGUGGCCGGCACAACUGACGUGGCCCUUGUAUUGAACCUGCUACUUGGGCUGGAUCCCGGCGACCCAGGUGCUGUGCCUACUUUGGUGCCUGCGGGGCCCACGCCCUACCCAGCACCAGAACGCCCCAAUGUAGUGUUCUGGACUGUGCCUCUGGGCUCUGCCAACACUGCUGUGGCACCCCACUCAACCCAUUUCGAUGCCCUCAUCCUUGUCAGCCCGGGUCCCCCCACUGAGAAGGACUGGGCCCAAGUCCGGCCUUUAGUGCUACCAGAUGCGCCACUGGUCUGCGUGCGUACAGACGGUGAGGGCGAGGAUCCAGAGUCUCUGGAUGAAGAGGAGAAGUCUGAGAGGUCUGGCCUUGAGAGCUUAGGGGGUGCUGGUGGAGAAGGCAUGCAGAAUGCUCACAGUGAGGAAAGGGAGAAACAUGGCACCGGGUCGCAGGAGGUAGGCAGUGGGGAAGAUUCAAAGAAAGCAGGCGCAGAGAAGUUGCCACAAGUUGGCAUCAGUGAGAAGAAAUCAGGCACAGGGGACCCAGAGCGUGGGGCUGCAUUGAGCCCUGAGGAUGAGACGUGGGAGGUGCUGGAGGAUGCACCGCCCCCCGUGUUCCCUCUGCGGCCAGGAGGACUCCCGGGCCUCUGCCAGUGGUUGCAGCGCCUGCUUCCCCCAGCGCAGGCUGGGGCGCUUCUCUUGGCGCUGCCACCUGCUUCUCCCCCAGCUGCCCGAAAGAAGGCUGCAGCGCUGCGUGCAGGGGCUUGGCGGCCAGCCUUGUUGGCUAGUCUGGCGGCAGCGGCAGCACCGGUCCCGGGCCUCGGCUGGGCGUGCGACGUGGCCCUUCUUCGAGGUCAGCUGGCUGAGUGGCGGCGGGCGCUGGGACUCGAGCCUGCAGCUUUAGCCCGGCGGGAGCGUGCACUGGGUCUGGCUCCUGGGGAGCUAGCAAAGCGCACGUGCUUCCCUGGCCCAGUGACACGCUCGGAAGUGGAGGCGAGGCUGGGUGCCUGGGCUGGAGAGGGCACUGCAGGGGGUGCGGCACUGGGCGCACUCUCCUUCCUGUGGCCUGCGGGCGGCGCGGCAGCCACCGGUGGCCUGGGCUACCGGGCAGCACAUGGUGUCCUCCUGCAGGCACUAGACGAGAUGCUGGCAGAUGCCGAGGCUGUGCUGGCGCCCCAAGUACCCUCCCAGUGAGCCAUGGGAUGAGGGCUGGGACCACCGGGGUGCCCAGCAUCCUGGCUGCUUGGCUCUGCCAGGGCCUGAGGACUCCAAUACCCGGUUAGAGGGAGUGGGUUAAGCUGUCCAGACUCCAGUGUGGGACGUCUGGGCCUCAGAUAACAGAGCAGUGGCCACCACUCAAAGUCUUGGGUGCUUGAAUGGGGUGAGGGCACAGACUUUUGGAUGGCUUUGUGACGUUUAGUUACCUGGAUCUCUGAGUCUCCGGGACAGGACUCCUGAUAUGCCAGGGGACCACAGGGCAUCAUACCCAUAUUCUAAAGGGAGUGGAGCGGUUGACUGCCUAGAAGAAAGUAGAAUGGAGUUGUUGGGGAGGGGAUGGACACCCUGCCUCAUGAUGGGGUCUGGGGGACUAGUACUGCAGGUAGUUAGAGCCCUUGGACUUCUGAGCCACAGUGGAACAUAGGGUCUAAGUUUACACCUACACAGUGUGGCCUUCUAGUUUCUCAAGAGGCUGUGGGCUUUGAAUCUUCAGGGGAGGGGCAUGUCUGGGGUAUCAGAUCUGGCUCCUUAGUUCAUAAUCCCUGGGUGAUGGAAGUUCUACAUCUGGAGGGAUUGGGGCUGGGAGAGCUGGAGAAGUUGGUCUUGUGUGAAGGAGAGGGCUGCCUAACAUUUGCCCGCUAGGGGCCUGGUGAGGUAGACUCUUCUCCCAGCUGUUGUGGAGAGAAUGGUCCCACAAUAACAGUGGGCUCUAGGUGUAGCUAGAGACUGGAAAUCAGGCCUUCUGGGUGUGGAAGAGUAGAAACUUCUACCUCAGAGGUAUCUCUCACAAAUCCCCAAGGAAUUUGGAUCCUGACAACUGCCCCCUCUCUGAGUUUGACUAGAAGGGAUGUGACUGCCCCCAUUUUAUUGGUGCUAGGCAGUUCAGAAGCUUUCUGGGGAGUCUGUACCUCUGUCCCUCUCCUUUGAGGGUAUCUAUCUUUUUUUGGUCUUGGUUUCUUCUGUCAUUAAACCUUAAUCCUCUCUGGCCUUGGUACUUUGUUCACCUGCCUUUUUGGAAAAGCAGUUGUCCUGCUGCACUGACCCAAGCAUUUCUGUGUGGGCUCUCUUGGGCGUCCCCAAGAGGUUCUGCCUUCUGGUGUGCAUACAGAAUGCCACAGUGAGCGUGGGGCCCACAGGACAGUUGGGUGGGUGUCCCAGACUCUGGGAAUGUGCCAGAGUAAGUAAGGCAAAGGCAGAAACCACAGUGCCUGGAAUGUUCUAGACUGCCAGCUACAUGCAGAGAAGCUACAGGUCACAGAAUUCUUUGGUGUCAAAAAUAGGAAGGAUGAACCUGAGUCAAAUAUUUUUGGGGAUAGAUGAGAAGAGCAAAGCAAAGCCUAGAGGCAGGCUCUAGGCCCAGCAGCACAGAGCAAGGCCUUACAUGAGUUGGCCCCUGACUAUUCUUAUUCUCUGUCUCACUGCAGCCCCAGUCAGCAUGAGAGAUCUUCCUUCUGAUUGCCUUGGGUCCCGCCUCAGGACCUUUGCACUUGAUGCUCUUUCUGCCUAGAAUGUUCUGUCCCUAGAUCUUCCCAAGAUUGACUCCUUGUCAACCAGGUCUUGGCUCACAUACCCCUCAGAGAGACCUUCCCUGACCAUUCUAACAUGAGCAGUCUGCACGCCCUCACUAUCCAUCUGGCCAGAUUGAUUUUCCUUGUAGCAACUAUUACUGUCAAAAAUUACCAUAUUUAUAUGUAUUUAUUUAUUUACCUGUUUUAGCUGCUAUUAUGUCCUUGUCUGUCUUAUUCCCUCUGUAUCCCCAGCACCUCAAACAGUGCUGACACACAGUAGAUGCUUAGUAGAUCUUUAUUAUUUUAAUUUCUCAGUCAGUGGCAGAAGUCAGGCUGGAAUUUAGAUGGUCCUCCUCUUGCCGCAACAGGGAAAAGGAGCGAGUAUUGAGUAGGAGAGAAAGCCCCGGUCUGAGGUCAGGGGGCCAGGGGAGCAGGCACGCGCUGCCAUCUGUCCCCAUGUGUGACUCCGACCAGUGCCUUAUGUUCCCACCUAUGGAAUGAAAGGACUGAAUGAGAACCAUAAACACUACCCCCCACCUCCAGCUCCUGUUUCCUUUGUCAACUGAAGACAAAAAAUAACCCAACGGAGGGGCAAAUCCUCAGAGGAUGGUACCUCCAUCUCCAACUUGAACUGAUAAAAUUUGUCCCAUCACAGUUGAGAUAGCCAAGAUGGGAAAAACGUGCUGACCUGCAGGGCGAAGCUACAAGAAAGACCAGAGCCACAGUAGCGCCAUAUCUGGUAGAAAUAGAAUGUCAGUCACGUGUCAUUUUCAUUUUUCUAGUAGCCAUGUUAAAAAAGCAAAAGGAAGCAUGUGAAAUUAAUGUGUCAGCCCAGUGUAUCCAGAAUACCAGCUCAACCUAUAAUUAGCAUAAAAUAAGUAUUCAUGAGCUAUUUUAUAUUCUCUUAUCCUAAGUCUUUGAAAUCUGGUGUGUGGCUUGGACUUAGCAGCACAUCUCAAUUCAGACACUAAGUUUUCAUCAGACACAUUUGACUCCUAUUUAGAUUUCAUAAAAUUCAUGUUUGGAGAUAUAAAUUCAUAUAUCCAGGUUGUCCCAAUUGUAAUGAAUAGUUGUCCAGCAACUGAGACGAGUAUCCAUUUUUUAAAUUCAUUUUCCCAGUUGAAUGUACCGCAUUUCAAGUGUAAUGAGUAGCUACAGCAUUGCACAGCACAGACCUAGAACAUUUCCUUUACCACAGGAAAUCCUAUUAGCACAGCUCUAGGGUUGGACGAUCCUACUGACUUUGGUGGAGACCUCAGGCAAGUCAUUUGUACGGCGCGUACAUCAUAGGGAUACCGUGAGCAUUUAGUAUGUGUAUGUACCUCAUGCAUUCUGUGUCGUACAUACGCACUGUCUGGGUAGCCAGCUGCACUGGGAGCUCAAACGUUCAUCGAGUUACCCUGGGUGCCCACACAAUGCGCGCUGGGCAGCACCAACAUGACCCCAGUCUGGACACACCAUCUCACCCCCAAGUCCUUGUUUGCAAAGUGCCCUCUUUUCCUACCACUUUGACACUGCCUCUGACUCGGUCUGUCUGACAACCUCUGCUCUGCUCCGAACUUCUUCUGCCCUCACUCAGCAGGAGAAGCAAUUUUGUUUGUAUGUGUCUUGGUGCUGAUUGUAUUUAUAUAGUUAGAUAUUGGCACCCUUGGGUGUCAUGACUGCUUUGGCGAGUGGCUGCCUACUUUCUCAAUGGGAUUGAAUUCUAGGCCUUGUGGAGGAAUAAGGUUGCUAGUGAGGCAUAUUUCUGGGAUCAUCCAAGCAGAAAAGACUGAGUCCUUGCAGAUGGCUCACUGGCUGCCCUCAGGCUAGAAGUCCCUUGGGCAAGGAUUCGAGGGAAUGUAUGAUUUAUCUUGGUGUUGCCAUCAUUGGAGGCAGAACAGGCACAAAAAUUUCAGUGGAUGAGACAACUCUAGCACAUUGGCUGAGUUUUGUACAUUUCUGGAUAAUGAUGGAGAGACUUGUGUCCAUUGGAUAGGGGAACCAUGAAAAACAAACUGAGGGUAUGGUGGGCCUGUGGUGCUUUUGGAGGAAUGAAUAAAAAUUAGUAGAAUACCCAUUGUGUGUUCUUUAGUGGUUUGACUGAAAAAAAGAUGCUUGGGGUUUUGAGUGGAGCUGGAAUCCUGGGCUCCUGCGUCUGAGGAAGGAGGGGGCCAAGGAUGGGGACUCCUGGGCCCUGGGAGAGGAGACCCAAACAGAAUAGAAUGCCUUGGGCUGGGGUCAAGAGACUUCAUUUGUGAGCUUUGUUGCCUGGGGCCUAGGGAUGACAGAUAAACUGGGUGACUGUUUAGACCUUGGAGGAUUAUGAUAAUAAAGCAUCUGGAAUCAUCUUAGCCCACUGGUACCUCCAAUUUGUUCAGCUCUAUGUAGCCAGACAUCAUCUCUUCCUUUGACUAGGCUUGUCAUGUGAUUAGCGUAGCCUGAGGGAAAACAACCAACAUAAUGUAAGCAGAGAAGUGAAAAGUGCUCCUGUACUGGGGCCUCUCCGAUGCCCUGGGAACUUUCGCCACAACAAGAAGCCCCUGGAAACUUGCUGAGUCAUGUGGCCCCGCCAGCCUGGAUACCCACACAGCCAGACAACCCUCUGAAUGGAGUUGCUUAGCUGCCAGGCAGCUGAACCCAAGCAGCCACCAGCAGAGAACCACCCAGUUGAACCCAGGCAAAGCUGCCAACCUCAGAAUCUUGAAAUAUAAAGGUGAUUGUCCUAAGCCACUCAGUUAUACAGUGGUUUGUUAUGUGGUGAAAGAUAACUGCUAGCAUGUGAGUGUUCUCCCACCUCAACCGACCUCAACGAUUACAAUGUUCUGCCAACAUGACAUCCCUUCUGGGCCUCAGAUUUUUGAAAACAGGGAUGAGAAGAAUCAUGCCUAUCACCGGGAUUGUGAUGAUAAAAAUGAGAAUCAGCCUUGAACCCACAGUUAGGAAAGCAGCCAUGUCUAGGGGGCAAGAUGGCACUUCAUGCCCCCUGUGUGCUUUGGUGGGGCCACGUGACUAGCUCCAACCAAUGAGCUGUGCCAAAUCCCUGCUACAUUUCAGUAUAUUCAAUCGCCAUAGGAGACUCCCUGGCCUGUGUGCAGAAAUCCUGUGCUCAGAAUAUACUUCUGAGUUGAUGGCUGAUUUGCCUGUGAGGAACAGAUCGCCCUGUGGGUGGUGCUAGACACAUACCGUGAAGGAAGAAUCACCCAUUUGUGAAUAGAUACAUGCUCAGCAAAUUCCACUCCUCUCCCUCCCACUGGAGGGGCAGUCUUUUCCAUCCACACCCCCACACCAGUGAUGUUGACUUUGACUAUGAUUUUCUUUACUCAGUGGCGUGUGAGCUGACCUGACCUCCGCGAGGAUCUCAAGUACACUUGGCUUACAGACUCCUGUAAUCUGCCAUGAGAACAUUAACCAGGGAGCCACUGUGCCCACAAAACUAUGGAACUUCUCAGAGAACUUCAACCCUUCUCCCCAACUGGGUCCAAAUCAGCCAACCAAGGCACAGCUGGAAGCAGAGCCACCCUCGCCACAAAACCUUAGAAGAAUACUUGUGGCCUCAGUUUAGGGAUGGUUUGUCACACAGCAUUAUGGCGGCAUUAGUGGACUAAUUCAGUUUUGUUUUAUUUUUUUUUUUUAAUAGAGGCAUGCUUUAUUUAUUUGUUUGCUGGUUUGUUUGUUUGUUUGUUUUUGUUUAUACAUGCACUGGGUACAGUCAGAAGUGCGGGAGGGUGAGAGAAUUCACCAGAGCCAGAGCGGGUAGCAGAGCAGGCAGAGGGACCGAAGUACACUGCUGAGGGGAGCAGCGGG
Molecule: messenger RNA, 7467 nt
Organism: Talpa occidentalis (Iberian mole)
Lineage: Eukaryota; Metazoa; Chordata; Mammalia; Eulipotyphla; Talpidae
Gene: IRGQ
Product: immunity related GTPase Q
Exons: 3
Coding region: 281-2149 (622 amino acids)
Molecular function (GO): GTP binding
Source: RefSeq, a predicted model, not a curated record